AUGGUGCUCUUGCAUUUCAAGCAGGGCGAUGAUCGCCAGUUCUUGUUCGAGGCGCCUGGCGCCGAGUGCGUCGAUGCGAUCGUCAGGGAUGUCGUCGCCGUGAAUAAUCUCCAGCUCCGGAUUCUCCAUCUGGUCCAGGAAUGCGGGCAGCUGCUGGAGUAUGGGCCGAUCAAAUCCAAGGAGGAGCAAGAACAGGAGGAGGAGGAGGAAGAUGAGGGUAAUUCCACUGGCGCCAGUAGCUCUUCUUCUCGUAAGGAAAGAGGGCCGUUCUACAAGAAGGAUCCAAGCGGUCGUCGGACUGGAGAAGAGACUAGCGUUUCGAAAGGACUUCCCAGGCACGACCCUGUGCAGCAGCAACUUACUGGAACUUUUGAAGGAAAAGAGCUCAUGCGUGACAAAAGACUUGCGGAUUACGUCGGGAAGAAUGACAAGACAAAGCUGACUUCUUUUCUCGCAAACGCUGCUUUGCAGACUCUAAAAGAGAACACAGACGACUCCUACACAAACUCUGAGUGGGCGAAUCCACAAGCUCUGAAAGCUCACUUCCACGGGACGAGCAACAUUCGAUUCAGAUAA
Molecule: messenger RNA, 576 nt
Organism: Selaginella moellendorffii
Lineage: Eukaryota; Viridiplantae; Streptophyta; Lycopodiopsida; Selaginellales; Selaginellaceae
Product: UPF0769 protein C21orf59
Exons: 5
Coding region: 1-576 (191 amino acids)
Biological process (GO): regulation of cilium movement
Source: RefSeq, a predicted model, not a curated record